Molecule: messenger RNA, 1305 nt
Organism: Andrographis paniculata
Lineage: Eukaryota; Viridiplantae; Streptophyta; Magnoliopsida; Lamiales; Acanthaceae
Product: aspartic proteinase CDR1-like
Exons: 1
Coding region: 1-1305 (434 amino acids)
Biological process (GO): proteolysis
Cellular component (GO): extracellular region
Molecular function (GO): aspartic-type endopeptidase activity
Source: RefSeq, a predicted model, not a curated record
AUGUCUUCCUUCACUGAAACUUCCAUUUUCCAAUUCCUAAUUUACCCUUUUUUAUUUCUCUCCGUUUUUAGGGUUUCUUCAGUUGCAGAAACUCCGGUGACCAACAAUGGUGGAUUCACGCUGGACUUAAUCCGCCGGGACGAUUCCGGCGACCCCUACGAAAAACUCCGGCACGCAAUCCAACGAUCUUUAAACCGCAAAUCGAUUCUCUCAUUAGCAUCUCGUCAAUCGGAGACUUCGGCAAAAACGACAGGGAAACUAUUCGGAUCCCCACUAAAAUCCGGCGGCGGCGAAUAUAUAAUGAAGGUGAGCAUCGGAACGCCGGCGGUGGAGCAGUACGGCAUCGCCGAUACCGCCAGCGACCUGACAUGGAUGCAGUGUCUUCCCUGCACCCGCUGCUACAAACAAAUUUCCCCAAUUUUUAACCCUAGAAAUUCCAAAACCUACAAAAAAAUCUCCUGCAAAACCGACAUUUGCAACGCCGCCGGCGACACCAACUGCGGCGCCAAGCGCCGCUGCCGCUACAACAUCCUCUACGGCGACAACUCCGCCAGCUCCGGCGACCUGUCGGAAGACACAUUAUCCUUCGUAAACGCCACUUUCCCUAAAACCAUCUUCGGCUGCGGCCACGACACCACCGGAACUUUCGCCGACGUCGGGUCGGGGAUCGUCGGCCUCGGCGGCGGCACCGUUUCGAUUAUCAAUCAGCUAAACCACUCGAUCAACGGAAAAUUCUCCUACUGCCUGACUUCCGUCUCCUCCAACGCCACCAGCAAGAUAAGCUUCGGCGCCGCCGCCGUCUUCAGUGGCUCCGGCGCUGUCAAAACUCCGAUCGUCAAAAAAGACCCCGACACGUUCUAUUACCUAACCCUCGAAGCCGUUACCGUCGACGGUCAAAAAUUAUAUUACAAAUCGGAGACCACCGGUACCCAGCCGGGAAACAUUAUAAUCGACUCCGGCACGACGGCGACGUUUCUCGACGACAAUUUCGUCGGCCACCUGGAAGCGGCCGUCGAAAAAAUUGUAAAAGGGCAGCGCGUGAGGGAGUCAAGCGGGAACUUCGGGCUCUGCUAUAAGCCGCCGGUGAUGGAGCCGAAGAUAACGAUGCACUUCAGUGGGGCGGACGUGGUGAUUCCGGCCGGCGGCGUGUUCGCCGACGUCGAGAAAUCGGUGGUUUGUUUGACGAUUUUGAGGGGAUCGGACAUGGCGAUAUUUGGGAAUCUGCACCAGAUGAAUCAUAAAGUGGGGUAUGAUCUUGUGAACAAGGAGGUUACCUUCCAGCCUGCGGAUUGCUCCCGGCAAUGA